Messenger RNA from Blepharisma stoltei, 1308 nucleotides. The record is from the annotation of a GenBank genome assembly. NCBI's taxonomy places the organism in Eukaryota, Ciliophora, Heterotrichea, Heterotrichida, Blepharismidae.
AUGGGAAACCUCAAUUGUUCACAAUUUUGCCAAGGUUCAGAAGGAGGGCACGAAUUAGAUUUAAAGCAAUCAAUAGCCAGAAUUUCUAUACAGAAUAGAAAAAGCAUUAAAAACCUUCAAAAUGCAGCGCCAACUCAAGAUCCUCCACCAUUCCACCAUUCUCUCCAAGAGCCUGAGCCAUCAAAUACAGCUUCAUCAGAUCUCAAAAGCUUUGUCGACGGCCUCGAGCAGCAAAGAGAAGAAGCUGCCUUAAGAAUCCAGCAAGCAUUUCGAAUAUUCUAUAACAUCCGACAAUAUCUACAGUUCAAAAAUUACCGAAAACUCAAUCACAACUACUUUUCAAGUGAUUACAUAAAGGAAACAGUAUCCCCUGCAAAUGGAUUGCUCAAACGGAAAAAGCGAAAAAUUUAUACUUAUUUGGAUGGAUCUACUUAUGAAGGUGAAUGGAAAGGAGGGUUCAGAGAUGGAUAUGGAAUAAUGGUAUGAAAUGAUGGGUCACAAUAUCAAGGAGAAUGAAGCUAUGGUUACCCAUUUGGAGAAGGAAUUUUUCAUUAUAAAAGAGAAGACGUUUAUGAAGGAGAAUGAAGAUGCCUCUAUUCGUUUGACUUGAAUAAAAAGAAUGCAGCAACAGAUGGAUAUGGUAAUUUAUAAGCAGCUUGACUAUAUAAAAAAUGCAAAGAAGCUAAAGAGGGUCCAAGAUAUUCAGAGGAGCAUUUAGAAAAACUAAGAAAGCUGGAAAAAGAUUUCGGAGACGUCAUUGAGAUUUUAGAGCAGCAUAAAGCGAACACUGAAAAUAUAUUUGAUACUCAAUUAACUGCAAAACUUAAAGAACAUACUUUUCCUGGAAAAAUAAAAUAUUAUGGAGAAAUGAAAGGGAAAAUUCGUGAAGGAAGAGGGAGAAAUAUAUGAGAAAACGGAGACCUUUAUGCAGGCUUUUGGUCAAACGAUAAACAAAAUGGGAUCGGAAGAAAUCUGUGAGUAGAUGGAUCGACUUAUAUAGGAGAGUACAAGGAUAAUUUGAAGGAAGGUGUAGGAGAGUAUUGCUGAAUAGAUGGGUCCAAAUAUACUGGACAAUGGAAAGAUAAUGUUUUUCAUGGGGUUGGAAAAUUUGUGUGGGCUGAUGGUAGGGAAUAUUAUGGGGAAUGGAGUGUUGGUAAAAGGACAGGAUUUGGAAUUUAUACAUGGGCAGAUGGAAAAAAGUAUGCGGGAGGGUGGCUUGAUGGAAAAAAACAUGGCAUUGGUUAUUCUACUGAUGAAAAUGGGAAGAUAACCAAAGCCAACUAUAGCAAUGGUAAAACGAUUAAAUAA